Molecule: messenger RNA, 3241 nt
Organism: Manis javanica (Malayan pangolin)
Lineage: Eukaryota; Metazoa; Chordata; Mammalia; Pholidota; Manidae
Gene: CTXN3
Product: cortexin 3
Source: RefSeq, a predicted model, not a curated record
UCAAUUUCAUUUUCUUUAGGAAAAGGAUUCUUUAGUUUAUCUCCAAAUGCUGACUUGACGCCCUUCCCUAGAAAUCAUCCCAUUAAUUAAGAUGCCCUGAAGGUCAUAAACAGUAAUCAGUUCAGAGGCUGGCUGCUGCAAGGUGCUAAUUGACACCCCCAAAGAGGAACAGUGUCACCAAUCAGUAGAAAAGAGCAGAGCGCGGGUGGAUGUGUGGUUUUGAUUUUGAAAAGGUGUGGGAAUGCCCUGUGAUGUUUUCCUCCGGACUCCUCUUGAAUGUUAAUGUUUUCUUGAAGAUGAUUUCAGACACACUGCUAGGAUACCGCCUCUACUCACUGAAGCAGAAUCCUCUGAAGAGUUGCUGAGGCAGAACCGAAAUCAUGGCUCACCUCAAAGCAGCAGCUGUAUUGGCCACUAAUGAUGCCUCGCGCAGAAAGACGACGUUCGUUUAACUCGGGGGUUUUAAUGGGAAGUUACUAAGCCUGAAACAACAGCUUUAGAUCUGAGGUGUGCCAUCAGCUGCUUGCAGCCAGCACAGCCGACUGCUUUAACAGCUUGGUUGGGAAGAAUGGAAACUAAAGAGGCUUGUAACUACCUGUAACUGUUCCACCAGGAAAUGGAUCAAGUGUUUGUUCAGCCAGAUCCAGAUAACUCAGCCUUUCCAAGGUGCAGCCACCAUGAUCUCAGCCGACUGAUAAUGGAAGAGAAGAAAACUGGGGAUUCCUGUGCCCUGGCUUCCCUGGAUGAUGGAUGGAGGCCAGCCCGUCCCUUCACCCCUCGUGCCCCUGGGGAACGCAUCGUCAGAUUUUAGCAUGUCUCUGGAACAGAAAACCACAUUUGUUUUUGUGAUUUUGUUGUUUAUUUUCUUGGGCAUCCUCAUUGUCAGGUGCUUCCGGAUUCUCCUGGACCCGUACCGGAGCAUGCCGACCUCGACCUGGGCUGAUGGCCUGGAGGGCCUGGAGAAAGGGCAGUUUGACCAUGCCCUUGCUUAGCAGCCAGGGAGCGGGUGAGGAAUUCGCUUUAGUUCAUGUUCUCAACAAAUCAAGUUUUAACACUAUCUCAUCCUGGAACCUUAAUCCAUUAUUUAGUAAACUAAACAUGCUAUUGGGUUAAAAACAUUUGAGGACAUUGGAAAUGGAGGUUUGUAUUAUUAAUCCCAAACAGGAAGGUUUAGAUUUCUUAUUUAGGCAAUGAAUGAAUAUUGUUGAAUGCAUGUGAUGCUGAAACAAAAAACUUCAAUACCGACAUAAACUCUGCCUGACAGGGAAGCCCUCUCCGACCUGUCUAGAGAAUAAAGACUCUGAGAAAGGGUCUGGUCUGAACCUGGAGAUGGCGCCAUGAAGAGACUACCUCGUGCUAAUCGCGUCUCUCAGCUUGCUUUGAUUUUCCCUGGGAUCUGGGUCCUGACCAGAGACUGAGGAAGACUGUGCUGAGUGGACCCAGAUCAGGUACUUGUUUCCUUCUAAAGCAAGGAACCCUGGCAGGCAAUGGGAGGGCUUGGAAGAGAUGGUUCCAUCCCCGGAAAAUGCGAGCAGGGAUGAUUUCAUUCUGUUUCUCAAGGAAACUCAAUGCAAAGGCUUGUGGAGGUUUUAAAGCUGUUUGCCGGGCCAAGUCCCUUUUAUGUAUUCAUAUUAAUAACAUGUAGAGGUAGCUAUACAUAACCUGCAUUUGCUUUCUGCACACAAAUGAUUGGCAAAAUAGGUUGCAAGAGCAGCUUCAAGUUUUCUUUUUAAUGAAAAGUUAAUUGUUUAGAGAAGACUUUUACAGUCUUAAGAGGAAUGUGUGUUCAUGACUGAAUAUAGAAACCAAAUAAAACUUCUCAAGAGACAGAAGUGUCUUCUCAUUUCACCGAGACGAAUGCUGGGAGACAGAGUGUGGUAUUGAAUGCUGGGAACCCACAGUGUUCUGAGAGAGUGAGAGAGAGCAGAAACCAUGAAACAUCAUUGAAUUCGCCCCUCUGUCACUUCAGGGCUCCACUGUCCUGCACACAGAAAACCUGUUCUAAGCACUAUUUAAGACUACGGAAAAGGGAGAUGUGAAAACCUCUUAUUCCAACUUCUGAUGGUAAGAAAACCUUGUAUCUUACCUAAACCCCUUGGGCUGUAUUUAUAGUCCAUGACUUCUCCUUUCUCCUCAGCUAGCUAUCUUCAUUAUUAUUAUUUUAAAAAGUUUAAAAAGCCAACCUUGCCUGAAAAGACAUCCUUAGAAGAAGGAUGAAAAAGAAACCCUGUUUUCUUGUCUCCCAUUUUUUUAAACAUUCUUUAGGGUUGGUGGGGGGUGUCCUGCUGUCCACAUUUCCUCCCCCAUCAUGUUCCCCUUGAUUUCUUCUCAUUAUUAAAAAAAAUCCUGCUGUAUUGAAAUAUAAUGCACAUACUAUAAAAUUUACCCUCUUAGAGUGUACAAUUUAGUGGUUCUUAGCAUCUUCAUGGGAUUGUAUGACCAUUGCCACUGAAGGAUCCCUGCAUCGUCUGCCCACUGCGGUCACUUCCCAUCCCCAUCCUCCCAGUGUCCAGCAAUCUUGAAUCCACUCUCUUUCUCUAUGGAUUUGCCAAUUCUGGGUAUUUCAUAUAAAUGGAAUCAUACACUAUGAGGCCCUUUAUGUCUGGCUUCUUUCACUCAGCAUGUUUUCAAAGUGAUUCAGCCAUGAUCACACUGAAAGGUACGUAGCAGGCUACAAGGAACUUCCUUCCUUUGAAUGGCCAACUAAUAUCCAUUGUUGGGCUACACCAAAUUCUGUUUACCCAUGUUGGUUACCAUGGUAUCCACUGGCUAGUAUGUGCAGCUGCUGUGAACAUUCGUGCACAAGUUUGGGUAUGAAUAUGUGUUCAGUUCUCUUGAGUAUAUUCCUAGGAAUGGAUUUCCUGGGUCAUAUGCUACUGCAUGUUCAACUUUGUCAAGGACUGUGAGCCUGUUUCCGUAAGUGGCUGCAUCAUUGUCCAUUCCCAUCAGCAAAGAGGUGUGAUGGUUUCCUUGUCUCUUUCCAGCUACUCAAAUUUUUUCUUUAGUUGUCGAAUUUAUAACGGAUCACACCACUUCAAGGAUGAGUCAGAUUAAAAAGAACCACCUCUGGUUUCUACAUGCUUUAAGUUUUUUGAUGCCUUCAAAAAUCCUUUGCUUCUGUAUCUAAAGCAAAACACAGAUGUCGAUCUGUGGCCACCCUGUGGUCUAUUAAGUCACCUGAGUAUAUUUUCUGUCUUACAAAUGUGUAUUUCUUUAACCCACUAAUUAUAAAGUUUUUUUU